This is a messenger RNA of Nilaparvata lugens (brown planthopper), 2116 nucleotides long. RefSeq lists its product as uncharacterized. Bases 613 to 1788 code for a protein of 391 amino acids. The transcript is spliced from 6 exons. NCBI's taxonomy places the organism in Eukaryota, Metazoa, Arthropoda, Insecta, Hemiptera, Delphacidae. The record is from RefSeq and is a predicted model, not a curated record.
UUGUGGUCCUUACUUACAAUAAAUGCUGUGGAAGGAUUAACUCGGAAUUUGGAUGUCUGUUAUCAUACAUUGGUACCGGUUAGCCUAAUUUACUAACUAUACAAGUAUCCUAGUAUAGCCUAAUAUAAUUAUUUUGACCUUUAUGUCCUUUUGACUCGUUAUCCGAUCCUUUAAAAUAAUGUUCCUAUAUAAUUAGCCUAUAUAAGAGACACGUAAAAAUAAUUUGUGUCUCCUUAAUACCUUAAUACCUUCAGCUUCAUCCAUUACCCAUUAUUUCUGUACUUCCUGGUUCACUAAUAAAGUUAGUGUAACGUGAUGAGAUGAUGAAACAUCCUUGCUCGUGGCGGGAAUCAAACCCACAAUCAGGCGCAGCGAAAGCAGACUGUGGGUGCUUCGUUUUGCAACGGAACUCCAUGAAACAUGAGUAGAAGGAACCAAUGCUCACUGCUCUGAUAAUACUAAUAUUCAACACUCAACACAGCGCCAAUUACCCGCUGUUGAGAUUUACGAAAUUCAACAUUCCCUAUGAGUUGGAUCAGUUACAUUGGUUACAUGUUCUCAAUUUUUUAGGCUUGAAUUCAGAAAACAUCUCAAUUAUCUGUCUGAUUGAAGAUGUCGACCCUGAGCCUCCCAGAUUUCCUGAGUGAGGAUGUGAUUUGUGAGGCAUUGGCAUGUGAUCGGCUCCUCUCAGUGAGGGUGGAUAGAGGUGCCUCAGUGGGUGAGCAUUACCUCAGCACACUUCUCAGACUCAAUGUGGACUAUUCUGAGGCAGAUGGAGCUCAGAAAACGACCAGCCUUAUAAUCAAAACGUUUCCGGAGGGUGUAAUGCACACUUUUAUCAAGGACUACUCGUUGAACGAGAAGGAGGUGAUUGCUUAUCAGAAGGUCUUGCCCUCCUUGGAAGAAUUGAUCGGAAUUAAAUUCAUGCCAAGAUCUCUGAAAUGCGACAGGACUGAUCUACUGAUUUUAGAAGACCUGAAACCACUGGGCUUCGAAAUGGUGGAUAGAAUCGCUAGAAUGGAUUUGAAUCACUGUAAGACAGCUUUGGUUGCUCUGGCCGAUUUUCAUGCCGCUUCUUAUCUCUUACAUAGAAAAAAUCCGAAUCUUUUCGAAGAAGUUUCCAGAGAAACGAUGUAUGUGAAUUCGAACAUAUUUCAGAAAUCGUUUAUCCUCAACAGUUUCAAGACGAUGAGUGAUGUUUUCGAGGAGUUCGAUGAAUUGAGAAAGUACAGUCCGAGGCUGAGGAAAGCCGCAGAGAGUGUAUGGGAUAAGGUGGUCGAGGAAGUGCAGUGCAAGGAGGGAGGAUUCUACGUUUUCAAUCAUGGAGAUUUUUGGACCAAUAACAUUCUCUUCAAGCAUGAUAAACAGGGCAGAAUAUUGGAAACCAGAUUUGUCGAUCUCCAGUUCUGCCAUUGGACAAGCCCCGCGUUCGAUCUGCAGAUGCUCUUCUAUACCAGCCUUCGAAGUGUGGCUGACAUUGCCAUCCUAACUGACAUUUAUCUCGAUCGUUUGAAUUCACGUCUGCCCACUCAAGUGCAAAUGACAAGGGAGAAAUUUGACAAAGAAUUGAGAAGAACCGACUGUUUUGGUUUGGUUGUGGCUGUCAGUCUCUUUCCGAUCUGUACCCUAGACUCGAAGAAAGCCCUGUCUUUCGAUAAUGUGACUACUGAAGACUAUGUCAAAGAUUUCCCCAAUGAGAAUCCUUAUGCUGAAUCCUGUCAACAGCUGUCAUUGAGGGAGAAUAUUCCUCAGUUCUUGGAUCAUUUGAUUGAAAUUGGUGCUCUAUGAAGUAUGCAUUUUAAACUUGAGAAAACUAUACUGUAUACACUACUAAAACUCUACUUGUUUCUUACCUGCUACUUGUUAAUACUCGCUUGUUCAUAGCGUCAUUACCAGAAAGUGUAGGCCUAGGAUACAGUAUAAACUAUAUCAAAGUCUAUAUAUUCAAAUGAUAUCAAAGUCAAACUAUAUCUUCCCAGUGAUGAAAAUUUUAAAUAUUACGAAUUCCGAAAAUAAUUCAUCAUAUUCAGAAUAGAGCUAUUUUAUUAUAAUUUAGUUGAUUGAUGGAGGUUUGUAUUCAUCCAUAAAUAAAUAAAAUAUUCUAUUCAUUCAUCUC